AUGGUUCUUUACGAUGAAGACGGCAGAGUUGUGAUCGUACACGAGGAAUACCUAGAAGACGAGGCAAGGAACGAAUGGAUGAGAGCACACAAAGACCCUUCAUACCCAGAUCCGAUUAGUGUGUGCAAGCAGAGGAGCGGGCCAAAGUCUACUGAAGAUGUGAAGAUCAUCAUCGAAGAACAGUACUUCAAAACCCUAUAUUGCGAGAAGCAAUGUGGCUGGGGCAGCGAUUUCGAAUGGAUAAAAGGGUUCAAGCAAGGAGGGGACAAGGAGUUGUCGAGAUCUCUUUGCCGCGAGACUCUGAUUCUGUGUUCGAGCUUUGCUAAGGACCAUUUUACGUAUAAUCCCGGCAGUGACGAGUUGCGUCUCCCAGUCUGCUAUCCACAAGUAGAAUUCAAGGAUCCGGUGGACGAACAACUGGCAUAUAUACGCGCCGAUGAGAUUGAAGCAUACGUCAUCCCGUGGUUCGACAAAGUGAAAACAUACAUGAGCAGUCAAAAGAGCAAGGAUACCACCGAUGACAAUCAACCAAAAAGGUCCCAUCAUGCUACAAACCAAAAGAUGAAAAACUACUUAACAGCCCCCAACGGCCCAAUCGCAAUGGAAAUACCCUCAUCCCUCCUCGAAAAAAUACACUUGUACAACUGCAUGCUCCAAUUCGGCCUCCCCAAAUUCAUCCAAUCCCCACUCAUCGACGCCCUCAUCCACCAACUCUACAAGACCAAGCUCUCAGCCUGCCACCUCGACGCAAUCGAAACAACAAUCGGCCGCCUCUACUCCCGCGGCCUCGCAAUCCUCGACCCAGUCAUCAACCACCUCAUCGGCACCUACUCCCUCCGCUUACUGCCCGACCGCAACCACCCCAAACCUGCCGGGGCCCGCAAGCGCAAGUGCACACACUACACCCCGCUUCAAACGAACAAGCUAAGCGCAGAAGACGUAGUACGACUAGACGGCAGCCUGGAAAAUAAAAUGGAGCGCGAAAAUCUCCGCGUCGUAGACUUCUCAGAGACAAACCGCCGAUACCUCAAAUUCACACGGUAUAACGUGCCUCGAGGCAAGUUUGGCAGGGGUAGCUGCUUGUUGCCGCCCAAAUUGCCGGUUCUGGGGCAUUGCAUUAAGCAUUGGAGUGGGGUGAGGAAGCGUGGUGGGACGAGCGCGGCGCAUACGGGGUUGCCGCUUAAUGUGGGGUGGGGAAGGAAGUUUAUGAAGGGGGGGGAUGGGGUACUGGCUGAUGAGGGGGAUCACGAGGUUGAUGGGGGGAAUCGGUUGAUUGGGUGGGAGUAUUUUUGGAAGAGUGGGCCGGGGUUGGGGGAUGGGAAG
Bipolaris victoriae FI3 is the source of this 1323-nucleotide messenger RNA. RefSeq lists its product as hypothetical. Lineage: Eukaryota; Fungi; Ascomycota; Dothideomycetes; Pleosporales; Pleosporaceae. The record is from RefSeq and is a predicted model, not a curated record. The transcript has a single exon. The annotation marks the transcript as partial.